AUGCUCCUAUAUCCGAACUGCGGUCCUGGACCACAGUUCUCUAUUUAUAGGACUAGACUUCGCUUUGACUCGGACUGGAGUUCGAGUUUUGAGGACUCCAGUUCGGCGGACUCCAGUUCUGCGGACUCCAGUACAUGUUACCAAAAAAACGAUGAUGAAAUGUUGGCCACCGCCUUAGUGCCGACUAGUUUCAAUAAUCGAUCGGCCCUAUUCAAAACACUUCUUGAUCAAGGAGCAACCGCCAAUCUGAUUUCUUUGAAUGCGUGUCGGUUAUUGAGCAUUAAGUUUCCGCGUUGCAAAAUGACAAUGACUGGAGUCGGCAACGUACCGGUUGGAGAAGCACUCGGACGAGUGACCAUUGAAAUUGGAUCUGCACAAAACAAAGACUAUAAACUCAUCAUCCGUGCAGUUGUUGUUCGAUGUAUCGGCGAAAUCGUGGGAUUCAAUAGAAAGAUUGUCAAAGAUUGGACGCACUUGCAAAAUUUGCCAUUGGCCGAUCCAACUUACUUUGAGCCAGCUAAAAUCGACUUGCUACUGGGUUCAGCUACACACGGUGACGUCGUUUUGUCCGGCGUAGUUAAAGGUAAACGUGAGCAUCCCAUUGCACAACACACCGAGCUUGGAUGGAUAGUCUACGGUCGCAUGAAUAUUUCAGAAAGAACAACUGCCAUGUGUCAUCACAUUAAAGUAAACACACUCGACAAUCAGGACUUUGAUUUGCACGCUCAGUUGAAAGCAUUUUGGGAACUGGAAGAGGUCUCUCACAAACGUAUUCCCACACAAGAAGAGCAAAUGGCGGAGGAUGUAUUUAAAAAUACCGUUCGUCGAGCUACCGACGGUAAAUUUGUCGUUGAUUUACCAUUCAAAAUAAAUCCAUGGGAGCAACUUGGUGAAUCACGAUCGAUUGCUGAACGUCGAUACAAAUCCUUGCAAAGACGAUUCGCAAAAAAUCCUGAUUUUAAAAUAAAAUAUGAUGCCGUCUUGGAAGAAUAUUUAUCGUUGGGCCACAUGCAAAAGGUUAACGAUUCUCCAUCGUUCCAAUAUUUUUUGCCUCACCAUGGCGUCUUAAAGGAAUCGAGAACCACCACCAAAGUAAGAAGUGUAUUUGAUGGUUCAGCAAAAACAAGUACUGGCAUUUCAUUAAACGAUUGUUUGUGCGUCGGGCCAGUGAUUCAACCUGAACUGUUUGACAUAUUGUUCGACUGGCGAAAAUUCGAGUUUGCAAUUUCAGCUGACAUAGAAAAAAUGUAUCGAAUGGUUUAUGUAAAUCCAAAACACGCCAAUCUUCAGUCAAUUCUAUUUCAUAGACCGGGGACCGACGGAAUUGAAGAAUAUCGGUUAUUGACUGUAUCUUUUGGCACAAGCAGCGCUGCCUUCCAGGCUAUUCGAAGUGUCCAUGAAGUGGGUGAACGAAUAAAAUCCUCCAAUCCAUCACUCGCAUCGGCCAUCCAAAAGAAUUUUUACGUUGAUGAUUUUUUGAAGUCGUUUUCGUCAACUGAUACUGCGUUCAAAUUCAGGAAAGAGCUCGACGAUACAUUGAAUGAAUAUGGAUUCAAGCUUCGAAAAUGGAAAACAAACGAGCAACGAAUUCUGGAAAACGUUGACGACACAGAUCGUGAAGAAUGCAUCAGUUUCGAGUCAACAUUCAAAACUCUCGGCAUUGCAUGGCAAGCUCAUUCAGAUGAAUUCAUUUUCAAAUCGCUCCAACACGAAGCAGUUGGAACAUGGACAAAGCGCAAAGUAUUAUCAUCCAUCGCUAAGUUGUUUGAUCCAUUGGGAUGGUUGGCUCCCUGUAUCAUUAAAGCAAAGAUUUUGAUGCAGGACAUUUGGAGACUGUCUAACGAAAUUUCUUGGGAUUCAGAACUGCCCACUCAACUUGCUUCACAAUGGUCAUCGAUUUUCAAUGAAAUCACUGCUCCAGUGCCAAUCAAAAUACCUCGUUGGCUUCGAUUAUCCGAUUCACAACGAGGAAUCGAAAUUCAUGCAUUUGGUGACGCUGCAAAUCUCGCGUAUUCGUGUUGUGUUUAUUUGCGAAUAAUUCACAAUGACAACACCGUAUCAUGCAAUUUAAUUGCCGCAAAAACGAAAGUAGCUCCAAUUAGGGUGUCAACUAUACCACGUUUAGAGUUGUGCGGUGCCCUAUUAGCCUCAAAACUUGUCGUUCGAUGCAUUCAAGCAUUAUCACUGGUCGAUUUCAAAGUCUUCGCAUGGAGUGACUCAAAAAUUGUGCUCGCUUGGCUCUCAACACAUCCAAGCAAAUGGGUUACCUUUGUUGCCAAUCGAGUAAGUGAAAUACAGCAAAAUGUCGAUUCAAGUCGUUGGAUGCACGUUCCGUCAAAACAGAAUCCUGCCGAUAUCGCAUCACGUGGACUUUCGGUAAAUGAGCUCGAAAAAUCAUCGCUUUGGUGGCACGGUCCUUCAUUUUUAACCUCACCAAAUGAAUCGAAUCCAAAACAAAAUCACAAUUUGCCGAUCGACCAUGCCCCAGAAAAACGCAAAACGAUCAAAACACUUCCCACAGCACCGUUGAAAACGAAUGAAGUUUUGAAUUGGUUUUCCGACUACACUCGUUUGUUGCGAUUCACAUGCUAUGCUAUUCGUUGGCUGAAAAAAUCCAAAAAACAAAUUGAUUCGAUGAAGGGACCUAUCACCGCUUUGGAAAUUGAUGCCGCUGAAAAAUCAUGGAUAAAGAAUGUGCAAAGGGAAUGCUUUGGUCACGAAAUUGCUCGUUUGAAAGGAAAACUUGGCUUGCCAAAAAACAGCAAACUCAUCAAACUGACACCAUUUAUGGAUGACAAUGGUUUUCUAAGAAUGAACGGCCGUGUUGGUAACGCCGAAAUGCUUGAACAAAAAAUAUCCAUCAUUUUGCCAGCCGAUUCACCUUUGACUCGACUCAUCAUUCAAGCCGUACACCAAAAACAAGUAUUACACGGUGGAGUGCAAUUGACUUUGCGUGCUUUACGCGACCGCUUCUGGAUAAUACACGCACGCAACCAGACGAAAAAACUCAUCAACAAAUGCAUGGUAUGUUAUCGCACGAAGAAGAAAUUACUCACACAGCAAAUGGCCGAAUUGCCAUCAUUCAGAACACAACAAGCCCGACCAUUCACAUUCGUGGGCACCGACUACGCUGGGUAUUUUGAGAUUAAAACUAGUGAACGUCGCAAUGCUCCCAUCGCAAAAGGAUACGUUGUUUUGUUUAUCUGCUUAACAACGAAAGCCAUUCACCUCGAGCUUGCCUGUGAUCUUUCAUCGGCCGAAUUCAUCAUGGCUUUGGAAAAUUUCAUUGCACGUCGUGGAAUUCCAACUGAAUUGUGGGCUGAUAACGCUACUAAUUACACCGGCGCUGAAAAGGAAAUUCGUAUUUUGCAUGAUCAAAUGUUGUCCCAAACGAACGAAUUAACUCGACUGCUUUCGAACAACCGCAUCACCAUCAAACAUACGCCGGCACGAGCUAGUCAUAUGGCUGGCAUUUGGGAAAGGGCAGUUGGAAUGAUGAAAUAUCAUUUGAAGCGCGUCAUGAAAGACACAAAGUUGACCGCCAGAAGAUUCGAUCACGUUUUAAAGCAAAUCGAAUGUUGUCUUAAUUCCAGACCGUUGUGGUCGGUUUCACCGAAUAGCGAUGAUUGCGAAGUAAUCACGCCAUCUCAUUUCUUCAAUUUUCAAGCCAUAAAUUCGUUGCCAAGACCCGAUCUUUCUCACAUACCCAUGAAAAGAUUGGAUCAAUAUCAAUAUCUGCAUCGUCUCUACUCGGACUUUUGGAAGGGUUGGUCUAAGGAAUAUCUCGAUCAACUACAAGCAAGGCAAAAAUGGGCUAAAGAAGAGCCCAACGUUCGAAUCGGACAAAUUGUCGUCAUUUCCGACGACAAUGUACCACCCAGCCGGUGGCCAAUUGGUAAGAUAACUGCAGUAUAUCCAGCAAAAAAUGGAUUGAUUCGCAUUGUGGACGUUCUAUGUCAUGGAUCUGUUCUAAAGAGGCCGAUACAUCGUUUGGGAGUACUUCCAAUCUUGGACAAUUCGACUGAAUUGAAUCGCCCAGUUCCUGACCGCUUCAAUGAGGGGGAGAAUGUUGUGGAUUUAUUGAAUUAG
Sitodiplosis mosellana (orange wheat blossom midge) is the source of this 4089-nucleotide messenger RNA. RefSeq lists its product as uncharacterized. Gene Ontology annotation, biological process: DNA integration. Bases 1 to 4089 code for a protein of 1362 amino acids. The transcript has a single exon. Lineage: Eukaryota; Metazoa; Arthropoda; Insecta; Diptera; Cecidomyiidae. The record is from RefSeq and is a predicted model, not a curated record. Gene Ontology annotation, molecular function: nucleic acid binding.